AAAAAUAAACAGAACAAAAGUUAAAACCGUAACAAUCGAUACGGAUAUAUAAUUAAAAGUUUUAAGACUUUACGGUCGGCUUUGGGGCGUUUUCUAGAGGAGUUUUUUUCAUGUAAUAACUCAUAGACGUUCAUGUUCACUUUAAAAGAUGGCAACCGAUGAUCAAUGAUUUGAUGAAUUUGAUCGCCGUUAAUUUAGUAAAUGUCUAGAGCUUCAUGAAGAUCUUGUUAAUCUCUUAUACCCUCCAUCAUGCGAUCAUCUAAAUCAGUGAAAGUUUCAACUACUCGGAGAAAGCCAUUGAAGAGGUGUGAUCUUUGUCAAAAAGAAGUAACCAAUCAACUUGGAGUUUACAGUUUUUCUAUUUACAAAACACUAUUUGCGGAGUUCCAGGCAGCAAUGAAUCACGUGUGCCGAAACUGAUUUUAUCAUAUUAGACAGAUUCAAAAAAAGUUUACAAAAAACAAAAGCAAAUUUCGCGAAAAGGAUUGGACUGAAGCACGAAAAAAGGUGGCAAAGCUUUCUAAACCGAGAGCAAUUAUCUCCAGCAAUAGUGCUAGUGAUUUCAUCCCACAAGCUCAAGACACUCUUACAGAUGCAGAAUAUGAGGAAUUCAGCAAUUUGAAUUUACCUUCACCAGAGGUCGGAAUUAAUGAAUAUCUAGAAGUAGUUGAACUAAGUAAGGAUAGUUAAACUUCUUCUUUAAGAAGCCAAAAGUGCACUAAGUAAUUAUUUGAACUAGCAUUUGUUAAGCUUUAAGCUUCUUCUCACUGUUUAUAAUUACGAAGAUAGCUCUUAAGACGGCUCAUAUGACAGCACUAAAGAUAGCUCAGAUGACGGCUCUGAUGACAACUCAGAUGACAGCUCUGAUGACAGCUCUGAAGACGGCUCUAAAGACAUUUCUUAUGCCAGCUCUGAUGCCAGCUCUGAAGACGGCUCUGAAGACGGCUCUGAUGCCAGCUCUGAUGACAGCUUUGUGGAUACCCCUGAAGACGGCUCUGAUGACAGCUCUGAAGAAAGCUCUAAAGACAGCUCUGAGUACAGCAGUCCUAGAUGAUACUGAUUCUGAUUUAAUAUUCCUUAUGUCUGUAGCUUACUUUAUUCGACUGUGCUUUCAGAUGUUGAAGAUCUAGGAUCAAUUUAAAAAAUGGAGUUUCACUUGAUGAAAGCCAAGUUGGGGAGCUUAGUCAGAGAAAUGCUGUCUGCAAAAUCUCAAGAUCUUGUUGCAGAAUUUUUUUUGCAAAAAGUUUUGCCAGCAUUCAAUGCAUUCCUCAUAGCGGGCAUAACCCUAACCACUGGCAAGUUACGAAUAACGGAUGGAUUGUCUAUAUGGAUGUGUUUCUUUAUCCCUAUCCAACUUAUUCUUAAUUGGAUCCAGUUUUACAGGAACAGAUCAAUUAUUUCAACAUCUACAGAACAAUUUCCUGCUCUUGUCAACAACAUGAAACUGAAUCAAGAAUAUGAAAUCAGUAUAAAUAACUCACAAAUGGAAAGGUAUAAGGAAUGUUAUCCCUGUAAUCUUUUUGUUCCACUGCGUUCACAUCACUGUCCAUAUUGCAGAAAAUGUAUUUAUGUGCUGGACCAUCACUGUUUCUUUCUUGGGCACUGCGUAGGAAGGAAAAAUAUGAAAUAUUUUAUUCUUUUCUGCUUCUAUGCAGCCAUAGGAACUGCAUACGGUCUCUACCAUAUCAUGGAGGUUAUGACAUACUACAGAGAUGUAUCUACUAAGGAAUCCAUCUACUUCUUCUUCCCUUUCAUCUUUGUAAUGUACAUGUUUGAUAGAGCGGCAGGGUUUGAGUGUUAUUAUGUGUUCCUUCUUGAUUUUGGUCUUGGAGCUUGUCUUAUCUGCGUUUUCCUCACGUGUAUGGGGUUAUACAGUACAUUUAGGUAA
Molecule: messenger RNA, 1888 nt
Organism: Eurytemora carolleeae
Lineage: Eukaryota; Metazoa; Arthropoda; Copepoda; Calanoida; Temoridae
Product: palmitoyltransferase PFA4
Exons: 11
Coding region: 1145-1888 (247 amino acids)
Biological process (GO): peptidyl-L-cysteine S-palmitoylation; protein targeting to membrane
Cellular component (GO): Golgi apparatus; endoplasmic reticulum
Molecular function (GO): protein-cysteine S-palmitoyltransferase activity
Source: RefSeq, a predicted model, not a curated record